AAAAUAGUGAUCACUGUCUAAACGUAAACAUGGACGGCAAGUGAGCAAAGAAAACUUUUCCAACCCGGGCGAUACACGAAAUCUUGCCCAAACAACACAGUGUUCCAUCUCUAGAAGUCAUGGGCAGGAAAGAAGUCAGCAAUGCAACUCUGAGCGUCGACCAGUAUAGGAAGAAAAUUGGAAAACAAGACUGGAAGAAAGCCAAAAAAGAUGUGAAAGCAACAAAACAGCUGAAGGAUAUGAAGGAGUCUGCAAUGGGCGUGAAGGACGUGGCCUUGAUAGUAACUGCCUUUGCCAUCAUGCUGGCAGCCAUCUACAUAUUCCUGUACAUGUACUUGGAUCAACAGCCUCCUGCGAAAUAAUUAAAUCAUUUUAAAAUCUAUGGAA
Branchiostoma belcheri (Belcher's lancelet) is the source of this 387-nucleotide messenger RNA. RefSeq names its product triple QxxK/R motif-containing protein-like. Lineage: Eukaryota; Metazoa; Chordata; Leptocardii; Amphioxiformes; Branchiostomatidae. Gene Ontology annotation, cellular component: endoplasmic reticulum membrane. The transcript is spliced from 4 exons. The coding region runs from base 120 to 362 and encodes 80 amino acids. The record is from RefSeq and is a predicted model, not a curated record.